Messenger RNA from Topomyia yanbarensis, 1945 nucleotides. RefSeq names its product sodium- and chloride-dependent glycine transporter 1. Lineage: Eukaryota; Metazoa; Arthropoda; Insecta; Diptera; Culicidae. The coding region runs from base 41 to 1777 and encodes 578 amino acids. Gene Ontology annotation, molecular function: glycine transmembrane transporter activity. The transcript is spliced from 7 exons. Gene Ontology annotation, cellular component: membrane. The record is from RefSeq and is a predicted model, not a curated record. Gene Ontology annotation, biological process: sodium ion transmembrane transport.
GGUCGUUAAUCAGUUGACGGUUUGGUUUCAUGUGAGUAGCAUGGCGUCUGUAAAUCCGAGAGGAAGCUGGGCUUCUAAAACGGAAUUUAUUUUGUCGUGCAUGGGUUACGCAAUUGGAAUCGGAAACGUCUGGCGGUUUCCGUAUCUUUGCUACAGAAGUGGCGGCGGAGCAUUUUUAGUGCCUUACCUGUUGAUGCUGUUUCUAUGUGGAAUUCCGUUGUUCUUUCUUGAAGUGUGUCUGGGACAAUUUUCCGGAACGGGAUGUGUGACAGUGUUUAACAUAGUUCCACUACUGAAGGGUGCGGGGCUGGCAAUUGUAGUGAUCAACUUCAUAUGCACUGCAUACUAUAACGUGAUCAUUGCUUAUCCGAUUCUGUUUUUGUGGAAAUCGCUUCGGGCUCAGCUCCCAUGGGAGAACUGUCAAAAUCCUUGGAACACACCGAGAUGUCUAGAACUGAACGGCCCCGAUGAUCUAGAGGUGCUGAUGAAUAACAGUAUGUUGGCACCGUCGGAACGAAUGCGGACUCCUGCAGAUGAAUUCUUCCACAACGAUAUCCUUCAAAUAUCGGACGGGAUCGAUUCUCCCGGUCACAUAGUGCGGCCACUGCUGGUCUGUGACGUGAUCGCAUGGUUAGUGAUCUUUGCCUGCCUCGUCAAUGGAGUGAAAUCCGUCGGCAAGGUGGUGUACUUCACGGCAACCUUUCCGUUCGUGAUUCUCGCCGUUUUGUUCGUUCGUGGUAUGACCCUACCGGGGGCGAUGGAAGGUGUUCGGUUCUACAUUAUGCCUAAGUGGAACGAACUGAGCAAUCUGAAGGUUUGGGCAGAUGCGGCGAUUCAGAUUUUUUUCUCACUUGGACCCGGAUGGGGAGGAAUAGUUAACAUGGCCAGCUACAACCAGUUUAAAAACAAUACCAAAUUCGAUGCGAUAUUGAUUCCGAUCGUGAACUGUGGAACUAGCAUCUUUGCGGGGUUCGUAGUGUUUUCGGUGUUAGGAUACUUAUCACAUCAAACCGGACUUCCGGUGUCUACUGUUGCCACCGGCGGACCUGGGUUGGCCUUUGUUACCUAUCCAGAAGCCAUCGGCAUGCUGCCAUUCCCACAGCUUUGGGCCUGCUUGUUCUUCGUGAUGCUGUUUUUACUGGGCGUCGAUAGUAUGUUUGUACAAAUCGAAGCUGUUCUAUCAUCGGUGGUUGAUGUCUACCCAAAGCUGAGAAUUCACAAGCGUUGGAUUACAUUCGGGACAUGCUUUUCGAUGUUUCUGUUAUCGAUUUUGUUUACGACCCAGGGAGGAAUGUACUUGCUGCAAUUGUUCGAUUGGUACGCGGCCUCGAUUUCUGUCAUUUUAGUGUGUAUAGUGGAAAUUGUGGCCGUAGCAUGGAUCUACGGUGUCCACGAGUAUGUACGGGAUAUUGAAUUUAUGAUCGGUAAACGGAUCGAGUGGUACUGGAUAGUCGCUUGGAAGUACAUUACACCGCUUAUACUAAUAUUUAUUUUCUUCACAACUAUUGCGUACAACACGGAAAUUACCUACAAUGGAGUGUCCUACCCUCGGUGGGCAAUCGUGUUAGGUUGGGCUAGUUGCUCAGUGUCGAUGGUGUGCAUUCCAGGAUUCGCAAUCUAUAAGCUUGUUCGAACUAAGGGAUCCAUCCUUGAGAGAUUUAAACAAAAUUUUGUACCGAACGACUGGGGCCCAGCAGAUGAAUUGCAGAGAACCAUUUGGAGAAAUCACAUAGAGAUGAUAGCUGGAGAGAUAAAGGAUAAAUGUAUGCAGCUUUAAGCCGAAAUCAAGAUCGGUUCAUGUCGUAAAGUGAGACUUAUCGUUUGUCGUUAAUCAGGCUAUUAUUGGUGUAUUUAGAUUGUCUUGUUAUUUUGUAAACUAUUGCGCUAGUUUCAUAAAAAGCACUGGUUGUAAUUGGUUUUGUCUUUUAAGCGAUCUCUUUUCGAU